AUGUCCUCAACGCCAUUCGCCACUUUCGCCUUCGCUCUCAUCGCCUGCGGCAAGCUUCUGGAAAGCAAUGCCCUCGCCAUCAUUAGGGACGACCAUUCGAUUGGAUUUUAUUUUAAUGCUCAUUACAAACCGACAAACGACGCUACGAACACAACUUUUGGGUCACUCGUUUCAGUCACUAGUGAAUCGGAUCUGGAGUACCUCGGGCAGGUCAAUGUAGGAGGACAUGAUUUUAACCUAGUGCUCGAUACGGGGUCCAGCGAUCUGUGGGUCACUGGUCAACAAAUCAAGAUCAACAGCGAGACAUCCGACAAUCUUAACCUCACAUAUGGAAUUGGCUCCGCCUCGGGAAACAUCGCUUACACCACCGUUCAACUUGGGACUUAUCAAGUGCAAAAUCAAGCGUUUUUAAAUGUUGACAAAACGUACCAGCAAGGGGCCGAUGGAAUUCUCGGUCUUGGCUUUAUAUCGCUAUCCAUGAUCGAGAAAAAAAUCAAGACAAAGGCCGCUCGCCCUAUCAUGGCAAACCUUUUUGAACAAAAUCCGACAACACCGAAUUUUAUGGCUUUAGCGCUCGAGCGCACGACUGAUAAUGAAAAUACGUCUGGAGGCGCCAUCACGAUUGGGGAAUACGUCCCACAAUUCAAGGAUGUCUCCGGGACACCUAAAUACCCCCUUGCGCCUUCGACGUCAUCGCGCUGGACUAUAGCGCUAUCGGGCAUGCAGGUCAAUGGCCACGACGUGACACUCAAGUCGGUAGUCAAGGGAGCAAAGAAGGGGACCGCUAUUUCUCUCAUCGACAGCGGAACCAGUUUGGCGUACAUUCCCUCCAACGCUGUGGAUGCGAUAUACGGUGCUAUCAGCGGAUCGAUUCAUAUACAAAGCAAUGGGCAAAAUUUCUGGAUCGUACCGUGUUUAGGCCAGGCAAAUUUGUCCUUCUCGUUUGGCCACGAUUACUUGCCCAUUAACCCUCUCGAAUUGACGAGGCUGGCAACUUUUACUGACGGCAACACUCAAUACACUGUUUGCACUUCUGCAUUCCGUCCGCAACUGUCGAGUACAGGCUCGGAUAUGGAUUUUUUGCUUGGCGAUAUAUUCAUGCGCAACGUCUACUCUGUCUUCAACUUUGGUAAUUCCACAUCUAAUAACGAUGACGACAAGGGUGCCUCGAUUCAAUUCCUCUCGAGGUCAAACAAGGAUCAGGUUUACCAAGAUUUCCAACAACAACGCACUCAGAACUUGAAGAACCUUCCGCCGUUGUACGAUUUGUCUAAAAUUCAUUCCGAUGGGACUUCAUCGGAUGGUGGACGUGUCAACUCUUAG
Molecule: messenger RNA, 1323 nt
Organism: Suillus fuscotomentosus
Lineage: Eukaryota; Fungi; Basidiomycota; Agaricomycetes; Boletales; Suillaceae
Product: aspartic peptidase domain-containing protein
Exons: 7
Coding region: 1-1323 (440 amino acids)
Biological process (GO): proteolysis
Molecular function (GO): aspartic-type endopeptidase activity
Source: RefSeq, a predicted model, not a curated record